AUGGGUGAAGGUGCACCCACUGUACGUAAAGGCACCUGUGCGAACCACGUUAAGCACGUAGCUCAGUUCUUUACCGGCUUCCAUCUGACAAUGCACGCCCGUACGGAAGACGAUCUCGACGAGAAGAUAAUUUUAGAUAAGCUGGCGAAGGCCGGAUCAGCCUUUAACUUUAAGAGCAAUAGGCAAGAGGAGUUGCCACCGAGUGGACCAGUUGGGACUACGUAUAAGAAAGUUAAUCCAGUUCAAGAAAUUAAUUCCAAAGAACGGGACCAAUUUUGGCUUAAAGAGGAACAAGAAGAGAAGAAACGAGUAGAAGCCGAAAAGAAAAGACGAGAAGAGGAAAAAAGAAAAGCAGAGGAAGAAGUAAGAAGAAGAGAUGAGCUCGAGGCAGCGAGAAGAGCAAAAGCAGAACAACAGAAAACGGAGGCGGAUGCGGUAGCGGAAGCGAAGGCGGGCGGCGGUAGUGCGGGCGAGGAGCUGCGCCGCCAGCGCUCCGCGGAGGCGCACCGCCUUAUCGGCGCCUCCACUGCGGCCGCACGCGCGCUCUUCCAGCAGAACCUCGCGCAAGGACAGCUGUCUGCACGAUCGAACUCCAUACCAGAUAAACCAGUACGUGGUUCGGUUAUAGCGCAACGGAUCAACACAUUCUCGCAGAGCACGUCGCCUCAACCGACCACGCCUGUAAAAUCUCCCACAAAACUAGAAAAGACAACCCUACAAGAGCCCACAAAUGAAGAACCCAAUGACCAACUCAAAACAAGCCCGCUGAAAAACAUAGACAAGAUAAAAAUGAGUCUUGAAAGUCCCUCCCAAAUACAAUACGAGUCAAUAAUAGUUAAAAGUGAACCAGUGAUCAAACAGAAUAUUCUGGAAAACGAUAUGUUUGAUGCAUCCUACUCGAGUUCGAGUGAGAAUGAUGAUGAUGACAGUGAUAACAAAUUCAGCACAAUCAAGCGGUCUCCAUAUACCAAGAACACUGAUGCUAAAUCUGAACUGAGUCGACAGAACACAGUUAUAGAAAAUGUGAAUUAUAAGAAGGAGAAUGGUACAACCACGCUUGUUGAUGUAUCUCCAGAAGGUAUGGAUGAUGAAGGCACCAUUUACAUAUACUUGAUCUUCUGGGAGGUUAUAUCGGACGAGCAUGGCAUCGAUCCAACUGGCACGUACCACGGCGACUCCGACCUUCAAUUGGAGCGUAUCAACGUUUACUACAAUGAAGCCACUGGCGGUAAAUAUGUACCUCGAGCCAUAUUAGUUGACCUCGAGCCCGGGACGAUGGACUCUGUCCGCUCAGGACCGUUCGGACAAAUAUUCCGCCCGGACAAUUUUGUAUUCGGCCAAUCUGGUGCUGGAAAUAAUUGGGCUAAGGGUCAUUAUACAGAAGGUGCAGAAUUGGUCGAUUCCGUUCUUGAUGUUGUUAGAAAGGAGGCGGAGGGUUGUGAUUGUCUACAAGGAUUUCAAUUGACGCAUUCUCUUGGUGGCGGCACAGGAGCUGGUUUAGGUACGUUACUGAUAUCAAAAAUAAGGGAGGAAUAUCCUGAUCGCAUAAUGAAUACUUUCAGUGUCGUCCCAUCACCCAAAGUAUCGGAUACAGUGGUUGAACCAUACAAUGCUACACUUUCUGUGCAUCAACUAGUGGAAAACACUGAUGAGUCGUAUUGUAUUGAUAAUGAAGCUUUGUAUGACAUCUGUUUCCGCACUCUAAAGUUAACUACACCGACAUAUGGAGAUCUAAAUCACUUAGUGUCUGCUACAAUGUCCGGUGUCACCACUUGUCUUAGAUUUCCUGGCCAAUUGAACGCAGAUUUAAGGAAACUGGCCGUCAAUAUGGUUCCGUUUCCUCGCCUCCACUUUUUUAUUCCUGGAUUUGCUCCAUUAACGUCAAGGGGAAGUCAGCAGUAUAGAGCUUUGACAGUUCCAGAAUUGACUCAACAAAUGUUUGAUGCUAAGAACAUGAUGGCGGCAUGUGACCCCAGACAUGGGCGAUAUUUGACUGUAGCGGCCGUAUUUAGAGGCCGUAUGUCAAUGAAAGAGGUCGACGAGCAAAUGAUGAAUAUUCAGAAUAAGAAUUCGUCUUACUUUGUUGAAUGGAUUCCAAACAACGUGAAGACUGCCGUAUGUGAUAUACCACCUAGAGGCUUAAAGAUGUCUGCAACGUUUAUCGGAAACUCUACUGCGAUCCAAGAGUUAUUUAAACGAAUUUCGGAGCAAUUCACUGCCAUGUUCAGACGUAAAGCAUUCUUGCAUUGGUAUACUGGAGAGGGUAUGGAUGAAAUGGAAUUUACAGAGGCUGAAAGCAAUAUGAAUGAUUUAGUAUCAGAAUACCAGCAAUACCAGGACGCAACGGCUGAAGAAGAGGGUGAAUUUGAUGAAGAGGAGGAGGGUGGAGAUGAAGGAGAUUAG
Molecule: messenger RNA, 2403 nt
Organism: Parnassius apollo (apollo)
Lineage: Eukaryota; Metazoa; Arthropoda; Insecta; Lepidoptera; Papilionidae
Source: the annotation of a GenBank genome assembly